This is a messenger RNA of Closterium sp. Naga37s-1, 4824 nucleotides long. NCBI's taxonomy places the organism in Eukaryota, Viridiplantae, Streptophyta, Zygnematophyceae, Desmidiales, Closteriaceae. The record is from the annotation of a GenBank genome assembly.
AUGCUCACACGCUCAUGCAUGCUCACACGCUCAUGCAUGCUCACACGCUCAUGCAUGCUCACACGCUCAUGCAUGCUCACACGCUCAUGCAUGCUCACACGCUCAUGCAUGCUCACACGCUCAUGCAUGCUCACACGCUCAUGCAUGCUCACACGCUCAUGCAUGCUCACACGCUCAUGCAUGCUCACACGCUCAAUGCAUGCUCACACGCUCAUGCAUGCUCACACGACUCAUGCAUGCUCACACGCUCAGCAUGCUCACACGCUCAUGCAUGCUCACACGCUCAUGCAUGCUCACACGCUCAUGCAUGCUCACACGCUCAUGCAUGCUCACACGCUCAUGCAUGCUCACACGCUCAUGCAUGCUCACACGCUCAUGCAUGCUCACACGCUCAUGCAUGCUCACACGCUCAUGCAUGCUCACACGCUCAUGCAUGCUCACACGCUCAUGCAUGCUCACACGCUCAUGCAUGCUCACACGCUCAUGCAUGCUCACACGCUCAUGCAUGCUCACACGCUCAUGCAUGCUCACACGCUCAUGCAUGCUCACACGCUCAUGCAUGCUCACCGCUCAUGCAUGCUCACACGCUCAUGCAUGCUCACACGCUCAUGCAUGCUCACACGCUCAUGCAUGCUCACACGCUCAUGCAUGCUCACACGCUCAUGCAUGCUCACACGCUCAUGCAUGCUCACACGCUCAUGCAUGCUCACACGCUCAUGCAUGCUCACACGCUCAUGCAUGCUCACACGCUCAUGCAUGCUCACACGCUCAUGCAUGCUCACACGCUCAUGCAUGCUCACACGCUCAUGCAUGCUCACACGCUCAUGCAUGCUCACACGCUCAUGCAUGCUCACACGCUCAUGCAUGCUCACACGCUCAUGCAUGCUCACACGCUCAUGCAUGCUCACACGCUCAUGCAUGCUCACACCGCUCAUGCAUGCUCACACGCUCAUGCAUGCUCACACGCUCAUGCAUGCUCACACGCUCAUGCAUGCUCACACGCUCAUGCAUGGCUCACACGCUCAUGCAUGCUCACACGCUCAUGCAUGCUCACACGCUCAUGCAUGCUCACACGCUCAUGCAUGCUCACACGCUCAUGCAUGCUCACACGCUCAUGCAUGCUCACACGCUCAUGCAUGCUCACACGCUCAUGCAUGCUCACACGCUCAUGCAUGCUCACACGCUCAUGCAUGCUCACACGCUCAUGCAUGGCUCACACGCUCAUGCAUGCUCACACGCUCAUGCAUGCUCACACGCUCAUGCAUGCUCACACGCUCAUGCAUGCUCACACGCUCAUGCAUGCUCACACGCUCAUGCAUGCUCACACGCUCAUGCAUGCUCACACGCUCAUGCAUGCUCACACGCUCAUGCAUGCUCACACGCUCAUGCAUGCUCACACGCUCAUGCAUGCUCACACGCUCAUGCAUGCUCACACGCCUCAUGCAUGCUCACACGCUCAUGCAUGCUCACACGCUCAUGCAUGCUCACACGCUCAUGCAUGCUCACACGCUCAUGCAUGCUCACACGCUCAUGCAUGCUCACACGCUCAUGCAUGCUCACACGCUCAUGCAUGCUCACACGCUCAUGCAUGCUCACACGCUCAUGCAUGCUCACACGCUCAUGCAUGCUCACACGGCUCAUGCAUGCUCACCACGCUCAUGCAUGCCUCACACGCUCAUGCAUGCUCACACGCUCAUGCAUGCUCACACGCUCAUGCAUGCUCACACGCUCAUGCAUGCUCACAGCUCAUGCAUGCUCACACAGCAGCUCACGUCAUGCAUGCUCACACGCUCAUGCAUGCUCACACGCUCAUGCAUGCUCACACGCUCAUGCAUGCUCACACGGCUCAUGCAUGCUCACACGCUCAUGCAUGCUCACACGCUCAUGCAUGCUCACACGCUCAUGCAUGCUCACACGCUCAUGCAUGCUCACACGCUCAUGCAUGCUCACACGCUCAUGCAUGCUCACACGCUCAUGCAUGCUCACACGCUCAUGCAUGCUCACACGCUCAUGCAUGCUCACACGCUCAUGCAUGCUCACACGCUCAUGCAUGCUCACACGCUCAUGCAUGCUCACACGCUCAUGCAUGCUCACACGCUCAUGCAUGCUCACACGCUCAUGCAUGCUCACACGCUCAUGCAUGCUCACACGCUCAUGCAUGCUCACACGCUCAUGCAUGCUCACACGCUCAUGCAUGCUCACACGCUCAUGCAUGCUCACACGCUCAUGCAUGCUCACACGCUCAUGCAUGCUCACACGCUCAUGCAUGCUCACACGCUCAUGCAUGCUCACACGCUCAUGCAUGCUCACACGCUCAUGCAUGCUCACACGCUCAUGCAUGCUCACACGCUCAUGCAUGCUCACACGCUCAUGCAUGCUCACACGCUCAUGCAUGCUCACACGCUCAUGCAUGCUCACACGCUCAUGCAUGCUCACACGCUCAUGCAUGCUCACACGCUCAUGCAUGCUCACACGCUCAUGCAUGCUCACACGCUCAUGCAUGCUCACACGCUCAUGCAUGCUCACACGCUCAUGCAUGCUCACACGCUCAUGCAUGCUCACACGCUCAUGCAUGCUCACACGCUCAUGCAUGCUCACACGCUCAUGCAUGCUCACACGCUCAUGCAUGCUCACACGCUCAUGCAUGCUCACACGCUCAUGCAUGCUCACACGCUCAUGCAUGCUCACACGCUCAUGCAUGCUCACACGCUCAUGCAUGCUCACACGCUCAUGCAUGCUCACACGCUCAUGCAUGCUCACACGCUCAUGCAUGCUCACACGCUCAUGCAUGCUCACACGCUCAUGCAUGCUCACACGCUCAUGCAUGCUCACACGCUCAUGCAUGCUCACACGCUCAUGCAUGCUCACACGCUCAUGCAUGCUCACACGCUCAUGCAUGCUCACACGCUCAUGCAUGCUCACACGCUCAUGCAUGCUCACACGCUCAUGCAUGCUCACACGCUCAUGCAUGCUCACACGCUCAUGCAUGCUCACACGCUCAUGCAUGCUCACACGCUCAUGCAUGCUCACACGCUCAUGCAUGCUCACACGCUCAUGCAUGCUCACACGCUCAUGCAUGCUCACACGCUCAUGCAUGCUCACACGCUCAUGCAUGCUCACACGCUCAUGCAUGCUCACACGCUCAUGCAUGCUCACACGCUCAUGCAUGCUCACACGCUCAUGCAUGCUCACACGCUCAUGCAUGCUCACACGCUCAUGCAUGCUCACACGCUCAUGCAUGCUCACACGCUCAUGCAUGCUCACACGCUCAUGCAUGCUCACACGCUCAUGCAUGCUCACACGCUCAUGCAUGCUCACACGCUCAUGCAUGCUCACACGCUCAUGCAUGCUCACACGCUCAUGCAUGCUCACACGCUCAUGCAUGCUCACACGCUCAUGCAUGCUCACACGCUCAUGCAUGCUCACACGCUCAUGCAUGCUCACACGCUCAUGCAUGCUCACACGCUCAUGCAUGCUCACACGCUCAUGCAUGCUCACACGCUCAUGCAUGCUCACACGCUCAUGCAUGCUCACACGCUCAUGCAUGCUCACACGCUCAUGCAUGCUCACACGCUCAUGCAUGCUCACACGCUCAUGCAUGCUCACACGCUCAUGCAUGCUCACACGCUCAUGCAUGCUCACACGCUCAUGCAUGCUCACACGCUCAUGCAUGCUCACACGCUCAUGCAUGCUCACACGCUCAUGCAUGCUCACACGCUCAUGCAUGCUCACACGCUCAUGCAUGCUCACACGCUCAUGCAUGCUCACACGCUCAUGCAUGCUCACACGCUCAUGCAUGCUCACACGCUCAUGCAUGCUCACACGCUCAUGCAUGCUCACACGCUCAUGCAUGCUCACACGCUCAUGCAUCGCUCACACGCUCAUGCAUGCUCACACGCUUCAUGGCAUGCUCACACGCUCAUGCAUGCCUCACACGCUCAUGCAUGCUCACACGCUCAUGCAUGCUCACACGCUCAUGCAUGCUCCACACGCUCAUGCAUGCUCACACGCUCAUGCAUGCUCACACGCUCAUGCAUUGCUCACACGCUCAUGCAUGCUCACACGCUCAUGCAUGCUCACACGCUCAUGCAGUGCUCACACGCUCCUGCAUGCUCACACGCUCAUGCAUCCUCAUGCAUGCUCACACGCUCAUUGCCAUGCUCCACACGCUCAUGCAUGCUCACACGCUCAUGCAUGCUUCACACGCUCAUGGCAUGCUCACACGCUCAUGCAUGCCACACGCUCAUGCAUGCUCACACGCUAUGCAUGCUCACCCGUGCUCACACGCUCAUGCAUGCUCACACGCUCAUGCAUGCUCACACGCUCAUGCAUGCUCACACGCUCAUGCAUGCUCACACGCUCAUGCAUGCUCACACGCUCAUGCAUGCUCACACGCUCAUGCAUGCUCACACGCUCAUGCAUGCUCACACGCUCAUGCAUGCUCACACGCUCAUGCAUGCUCACACGCUCAUGCAUGCUCACACGCUCAUGCAUGCUCACACGCUCAUGCAUGCUCACACGCUCAUGCAUGCUCACACGCUCAUGCAUGCUCACACGCUCAUGCAUGCUCACACGCUCAUGCAUGCUCACACGCUCAUGCAUGCUCACACGCUCAUGCAUGCUCACACGCUCAUGCAUGCUCACACGCUCAUGCAUGCUCACACGCUCAUGCAUGCUCACACGCUCAUGCAUGCUCACACGCUCAUGCAUGCUCACACGCUCAUGCAUGCUCACACGCUCAUGCAUGCUCACACGCUCAUGCAUGCUCACACGCUCAUGCAUGCAAUCCAAACGCUUGCAUCAGAAGUGCUGCACUUGCUGUGA